Messenger RNA from Otolemur garnettii (small-eared galago), 1399 nucleotides. RefSeq names its product interleukin 1 receptor type 2 (gene IL1R2). The transcript has 9 exons. Gene Ontology annotation, molecular function: interleukin-1 binding; interleukin-1, type II, blocking receptor activity. Bases 101 to 1369 code for a protein of 422 amino acids. The record is from RefSeq and is a predicted model, not a curated record. NCBI's taxonomy places the organism in Eukaryota, Metazoa, Chordata, Mammalia, Primates, Galagidae.
UAAGGAGGUUAUAAAUCCCUGUCCGGGCAGCUAAGCUUCCACUGAAGGUGAAAGUCUGACCUGGCAGCCUUCCCCCUGCAAGAAGCAACAAGGUGAAGGAAUGCAGAGCUGCAGGCGUCUUGGUGCUAGACCUCAGAUCUCCACUUCCUGUGUCUCCCGGAGGUUGUCAGGAAUGGUGUUCAGCUUGUACAUGUUGAUGGUGGGGGCUUCUGCCCUCGCCAUUCAGCAUGAGACACACACAGUGGCCCCAGAAAACUGCCGAUUCCGUGGCAAGCAUUAUAAGCAGGAAUUCAGGCUGGAAGGGGAGCCUGUGGUCCUGAGGUGCCCCCAGAUGCCAUAUUGGUUGUGGGCCUCUGCCAGCCUCCAUGUUGACCUGACAUGGCGUAAGAAUGACUCUGCCCACACAGUUCCGGGAGAAGAGACACGAAUGUGGGCCCAGGAUGGUACCCUUUGGGUUCUGCCAGUCUUGCAGGGGGACUCUGGCACCUACAUCUGCACUACCAGAAAUGCCUCUCACUGUGAUGAAAUGUCCAUUGAGCUCAGGGUUUUUGAGAAUACAGAAGCCUCCCUGCCGUUGAUCUCAUACCCGCAAUUUUUAACCUUGUCAACUUCUGGACCAUUAGUGUGCCCUGACCUGAGUGAAUUCACCCGUAACAAAACUGAAGUGAAGAUUCAAUGGUACAAGGAUUCUGUCCUUUUGGAUCAAGACAAUAAGAAAUUUAAAAGUGUGAGAGGGACCACUCGCUUACACGUGCAUGAUGUGUCUGUGGAGGAUGCAGGCUAUUACAUCUGUACCAUGAUGUUUACCCACGAAAGCCGGCAAUACAAUAUCACCAGGGUUGUUGAGCUGCGUGUCAAGGAAAAAGAAGAGGAGACCGUUCCUGUGAUUAUUUCUCCUGUCAAGACCAUAUCAGCUUCAAUGGGGUCAAGACUGACAAUCCCGUGUAAGGUGUUUCUGGGAGCCGGCACACCCUGGACCACUUCGCUGUGGUGGACGGCCAACAACAGCCACAUAGAAAGUGCCUACCCGGAAGGCCGCGUGACCGAGGGGAUGCGACAGGAAUAUUCUGAAAACAGUAAGAACUACAUUGAAGUGCCACUGAUUCUUGAUCCAGUCAUAAGAGAGGACUUGAUCACAGAUUUUAAAUGUGUUGUCCUUAAUACCCUGAGUUUUCAGACGCUACACACCACAGUCAAAGAAGCCCCCUCUACGUUUUCCUGGGGGAUGGUGCUGGCUCCCCUUUCGCUGGUCAUCUUGGUGUUGGGGGGAAUUUGGAUACACAAACGGUACAAACUCAGAAGUGGGAAAGCCUACGGUCUAACCACGCUGAAGACUUGCCAUCAGGACUUCCCAUCCUAUCCCAAGUAAAAUAAACAGAAUGCACUAAUUCAAACCCAA